AUACAUUGAGAGAGAAAGGCAGCGGGAGACGGCCGCCGAGAUUCCCCCAUCUCUUUGAAUAUAAUUUUAGAUUGAGAUUCAGAUUAAAUCCGAGGGGAAAACACUUUAUGAGGCUGAAAGCUGUGUCGUUGCCAGAGCCCGGGUUAUGAGCUAUCAAAUGCAAUUACAUUAAGACAGAUUAUACUGGGCAAAUUGAGCCAUUUAGAAGGUGAGAAUCAAAGAAACGGCUCUGAUCCUCUCUUCCCCUUCUCUCUCCCUCGCCCUCUCUCUCUCUCUAAAUUGCAGUUCGUAGUUCCUUCAAUUCUGAGGCACAAAAGUAGGUGAGACUGCUUUUGUAUCUGCGAAGUGCUCCACUCCUGAAUGUAAUUCUAGCUGAGUGCAAUCUAGGUUAAGAGCCGGACAAGCGGGUAAUUAGAGCCCGCUCGCUGCCCGAGGAUCGGCCGCCCCGCCGACGCGCGCCCCGAGUCGGUGCCCUUCUCCCGGCCGAGCCGAGCUGCGGCUGGACACGGAGCGCCGGAGAUGAUGGUGCUGGACAAGGAGGACGGCGUGCCGAUGCUGUCCGUCCAGCCCAAAGGGAAGCAGAAGGGCUGUGCCGGCUGCAACCGCAAGAUCAAGGACCGCUACCUGUUGAAGGCUCUGGACAAGUACUGGCACGAGGACUGCCUCAAGUGCGCCUGCUGCGACUGCCGCCUGGGCGAGGUGGGCUCCACCCUCUACACCAAGGCCAACCUCAUCCUGUGCCGCAGAGACUACCUGAGGCUCUUUGGCACCACAGGAAACUGCGCUGCCUGCAGCAAGCUGAUCCCAGCCUUCGAGAUGGUGAUGCGGGCCCGGGACAAUGUGUAUCACCUUGACUGCUUCGCCUGCCAGCUCUGCAACCAGAGGUUUUGUGUGGGAGACAAAUUCUUCCUGAAGAACAACAUGAUCUUGUGUCAGAUGGACUAUGAGGAGGGGCAGCUCAACGGCACCUUUGACGCACAGGUUCAGUAGUGCCCGGCGCCUGGCCCCCGCCCGCCUGCCCACCCGCCUGGCUGGCCGCCACGCUCCCACCGAGUAGAACUCCGUCGGUCGGCCCUCCCUCCGCCUCUGCCCGUCUGUGUGUGACCCCUCCUGGGGCCAGGCUGGGCCUGUACAGUCUGUCUUCUGUAUAUAAAUGGGAACAUUUAUUUUAUGAGAAAUGUAAUGCGAUUUUAUUACUGGCGUGGAUUAAACUUAUGAAUGUUUCCGGGGAGGUUA
Messenger RNA from Miniopterus natalensis, 1236 nucleotides. RefSeq names its product LIM domain only 1 (gene LMO1). Gene Ontology annotation, molecular function: transcription coactivator activity; DNA-binding transcription factor binding. Gene Ontology annotation, biological process: positive regulation of transcription by RNA polymerase II. Gene Ontology annotation, cellular component: nucleus. The record is from RefSeq and is a predicted model, not a curated record. Lineage: Eukaryota; Metazoa; Chordata; Mammalia; Chiroptera; Miniopteridae.